AUGGCGGCGGGAUACGCUUGGUUCCUCGUGUUGUGUUCAGUUUUUUUGUGCAACUUAAUGAAAACACUCCUCCCGUCCAUAUCUUCGUUUCUAUCCAAAAUGGUGCAGAAGGAUGCUGAGCAGGAAAGUGAAAUGAGAGCAGAAAUUCAAGAUCUCAAGAGGGAGCAGUCCUCCAUAAGCAUGAUGGAUGAAUUUGCCAGAUAUGCACGGCUGGAGCGUAAAAUCAACAAGUUGACAGACCAGCUGAAAACACAUGUGAAAUCAAGAACUGCACAACAGGCGAAGAUGAAGUGGGUGGUGAACAUUGUAUUUUAUAUUUUACAGGCCUCUCUGAUGAUCUCCCUGAUAUGGAAGUAUUACUCUGAUCCGGUCACUGUGGUCCCCAGUCGAUGGAUAGCUCCUGUGGAGCGUCUUGUUGCAUUUCCCACAGGAGUGGCAGGUGGUGUGGGCAUUACAUGCUGGUUGGUAGUUUGUAACAAAGUAGUUACACUGGGUCUCAGUGCUGUGAGUUAAUAAUAUUAUUUUUAGUCGUCACUGUUUUUUGUUUUGUUUGCCUUCUCUGGGUCAAAA
Messenger RNA from Periophthalmus magnuspinnatus, 570 nucleotides. RefSeq names its product guided entry of tail-anchored proteins factor 1 (gene get1). Gene Ontology annotation, biological process: tail-anchored membrane protein insertion into ER membrane. The record is from RefSeq and is a predicted model, not a curated record. NCBI's taxonomy places the organism in Eukaryota, Metazoa, Chordata, Actinopteri, Gobiiformes, Gobiidae.